UCGACGAAACUACUUGCUCAGACUACAUUAAGGAAUAUUUUGGGAACAAAAACACUAGCUGAAAUGCUUUCUGACCGUGAAGCUAUUUCUUUGCAGAUGCAGAUUACUCUCGAUGAAGCUACUGAACCAUGGGGAGUAAAGGUUGAACGAGUUGAAGUUAAAGAUGUUCGACUUCCAAUUCAACUUCAACGUGCUAUGGCAGCAGAAGCAGAAGCUGCACGUGAAGCUCGAGCUAAAGUUAUUGUAGCGGAAGGCGAGCAGAAAGCAUCACGUGCGCUGAAGGAAGCUGCUGAAGUGAUCGCUGAAUCGCCAUCUGCUUUGCAACUACGCUAUCUUCAAACCUUAAAUUCAAUAAGUGCUGAGAAAAAUUCAACGAUAAUUUUUCCGUUUCCUAUCGACUUGUUAUCGUCAUUCUUCCAUCAGCCAGCUGCUCCGAAGGUGUAA
Messenger RNA from Thelazia callipaeda (thelaziosis nematode), 444 nucleotides. The record is from the annotation of a GenBank genome assembly. NCBI's taxonomy places the organism in Eukaryota, Metazoa, Nematoda, Chromadorea, Rhabditida, Thelaziidae.